Kluyveromyces marxianus DMKU3-1042 is the source of this 1614-nucleotide messenger RNA. It is a transcript of the gene HEM14, whose product is annotated as oxygen-dependent protoporphyrinogen oxidase. The record is from RefSeq and is a predicted model, not a curated record. The coding region runs from base 1 to 1614 and encodes 537 amino acids. Gene Ontology annotation, cellular component: mitochondrial inner membrane. The transcript has a single exon. Lineage: Eukaryota; Fungi; Ascomycota; Saccharomycetes; Saccharomycetales; Saccharomycetaceae. Gene Ontology annotation, molecular function: protoporphyrinogen oxidase activity, oxygen as acceptor. Gene Ontology annotation, biological process: heme biosynthetic process.
AUGAAUCCUACGGUAUCAAAACUACCAGCAAAUGCGAAAGUUGCUGUUGUUGGUGGAGGUGUUUCAGGACUAACAUUUGCAUACUUUCUGUCAAAAUUAAGGCCUGAUAUUAAGGUAACUAUAUAUGAAUCGAAAGAUAGAUGUGGUGGCUGGAUCCAUUCAGAUUUGAUACAGGAUCGUCAUGGGGAUACAGUGAUGGUAGAAAAGGGGCCCAGGACGUUGAGAGGUGUUUCCGAUGGGACUGUUUUGAUUGUCGAAACGUUGAGAGAUUUGGGCAAAGAAGACGUCGUUCAAUAUAUAGCUUCGGACUCUGACGCUAAUAAGAAGUUUCUACUAGACAAGAGUAACGUCUUGACUCCUGUUCCUCAGACUAUUCUGGGUGGUAUUAAGUUCAUGAUGGGUCCUCUUGGUAAAGGGUUCUUCACUGGCUUGGUUGGGGAGCCUUUCAGACCCGCCAAGACAAGUGAUGCGGAUGAAAGUGCGCAAAACUUGCUUCGUCGAAGAUUUGGAAAUGAUCACCUAAGCCGUAACGUAUUCAGCGCAAUAUUUCAUGGUAUAUAUGCUGGGGAUAUCAAAUCUCUCAGUGCGAAACGUACUUUGGGUAAGAUGGUGCUGAUGGAGAAGAAGAACGGCUCGUUAAUGAAAACCAUGAUCAAUAACGUCAUUAAACGAUACAAGAGCAAGGACAAAAUUGCCGUAGAAAAGGGACUCUUAAGUCAGAGACUUAAGCACUUUGCGGCAGUUACUGGCAGGAGCGAAGCUGAAUUGGUCUCCUUGUCGCGUCGUUUGAAGAAGUAUCCGAUGCUUGGAUUCAAAACCGGUCUAGAAUGCUAUCCCAAGACUUUAUAUGAAUACCUUACUGGUCUACCAAAUGUUGAUAUAAGAUAUGAAAGGGUGAAUAGAAUAAAACCUGCCGAAUCUCAAGACAAGGUGCUAAUUGAAUCUGGAUCUGCUCAGAAUCCUAGUACUUUUGACCAUGUGCGCUCUACGGUGAAUCCAGAUAUUUUAGCAGACGUGGUUCCAUUUGAAGCACUAGCGAAGAAGUUGAGGGAAGUAAAGGCCAACACAGUCAUCUUGGUGAACUUCUACCUGCCCAAUAAAGAUAUAAUACCAACGUACCACGGUUUCGGAUACUUGGUGCCCCAAUGCAACAAUAAUCAUGAGAACUUGCUAGGCGUAAUUUUUGAUUCGGUCAUUGAACAGAAUUUCAAACCGUUAUUCAGUAAAGAACUGCCCAAGAAUCCAGAGGCAAAACAGUACACCAAACUUACUGCCAUGAUUGGUGGCCACUACCUAGGUAACGACGGAAGCAGAAGCAUUCCUUCGAAUUCCAUAAUUAUCAACUCCGUCAAAAACGCAUUACAGAACCAUCUACACAUCAACGAACAAGACUUGAAAGAUGCAACAUGGGAUGUAACAGUAGCAAAAGACUGUCUCCCCCAGUACCACGUCGGCUACGAUGAUUGGCUCGCAGAAGCUGUCGGUAUGCUACAGAAGAAUUUCUCCAAUAACGUCUCUCUUGGCGGAAUGGCAUUCAGUUCGGGACCAGGGGUCCCCACAGUCAUCGAAGAUGCAUUCGAAGGUGCUUACGCCCUGGCAAACACGAAACCAUAG